UUACACUAUCAUUUAGAGUGGGUUUUAAUUCCCUUAUUAGCUGAGUAAAACCCAUAGGUGAUGUCAUGACAAGUGUACUUGCACCUAGGCCCUUGAGAGCAGCGCUUUUGGCUACUCUCCCCAGGUCUUUUGGUUCAAAACCAACAUGGCGGCAAAUGGUGGGUUCUUAGGAUACAGUAAAGACAGUCUGCAGAAUCUUUACAGCAAAGUUAUUUGCAGAAAGAUUGAAAUAGAUACACUGUUAUCUCUUUUGGGAGAUAGGAAGUCAUAUUCCUGUCCUGCGAUAUUUGUGUGUGGACACACCGCUACCGGGAAAUCUUUUCUUGUGCAAACUUUGCUGAAAGAUCUAGAGCUUCCACAUGUAUUGGUGAAUUGUGUGGAGAGCUUUACAGCAAGAUUGAUUUUUGAACAUGUUCUAUACCAGUUGCAAGAUUCAGACAAAGAAGAUGAUUUAACUGCCUCACCGAAAUGCGACAACAUGACAGACUUCUUGCGACAUCUGAAACAUAACCUUUUAUCAAAGGACCUUGCAAACGAAACGUUUUACAUUGUUCUGGACAAAGCAGAGAGACUAAGAGACAUUGAGGCAAACAUGCUUCCUGCAUUUUUAAGACUUCAGGAGCUUACGCAGCUCAAUAUCUGUGUGAUCUUGCUAAGUCAGAUUGUAUGGGAGAAGUUCCAAGUCGGAACAGGAUUUUAUGAGCCUAUUGUUAUGCAUUUUCUGGAUUAUUCAAAGACUGAAGUGCUGCAGAUCAUGGCAAGAGAUUGCCCAGCAACAUAUCCUGAGGAAUUUUUCAAAGCAUACUGCCAGCUUCUCAUGAGUGUAUUUUAUUCAGUGUGUAAGGAUUUGAAUGAGCUGCGGCAUCUGGCUCUUCUUCAUUUUCCAAAAUACUGUGAGCCAAUCACUUCUGGUGAGGCACAGUUGACAGACAGUCGCAAACUGUGGCGGAAUAUUGAGCCUCAUCUGAAGAAGGCCCUCCAUACAGUUUACCUUAGGGAGGUGUCCAGCAAUCAGUGGGAGAACAUUAUUGGGCAAGACACACAGACUGGCUGUGAGAACCUUCCAGGGCAGGGUAUUUCUGUUCGUUCACACAUCGAGUUGCCAUACUACGCCAAGUACCUUUUGAUAGCGUCAUACCUGGCUUCUUACAAUCCUGCUCACACAGACAGGAGGUUCUUUACCAAACAGGGACGACGAGGCUUGAGUAACAGAGCAAAGGCGGCAGCGAAAGCUAAGAAAUCCAACACACAGCUGACAGGUCCGAAGAAUUUUCAGCUGGACAGAUUGAUGGCCAUAUUUUACAGCAUUGUGGAAGAAAACGUCGCUCCAUCGGCCAAUAUUCUUUGUCAGAUUUCCUCGCUUGUCUCACUGAACCUGCUUGCUCAGAUCACAUCUGAUGAUCAGAUAGACUGUCCCAAGUACAAAUGCCUCGUGAACUUCCUUUCUAUUUCAGAGAUUGCCAAACAGCUGCAGUUUGAUAUCGUGCAAUACUUGUACGACUUCGUUUGAUGCUCUAGCAAUGAUUGAGUCGUAAAUUCUUGUUAGCUUUUUAUAAAGGAU
Orbicella faveolata is the source of this 1561-nucleotide messenger RNA. RefSeq names its product origin recognition complex subunit 5-like. Gene Ontology annotation, molecular function: DNA replication origin binding. Gene Ontology annotation, biological process: DNA replication; DNA replication initiation. Gene Ontology annotation, cellular component: nuclear origin of replication recognition complex; nucleus. Lineage: Eukaryota; Metazoa; Cnidaria; Anthozoa; Scleractinia; Merulinidae. The record is from RefSeq and is a predicted model, not a curated record.